UUGAAAAAACUCUAUAAAACCUCUCCAUUUGUCCUUCUCAUGCUCUGCAUCUCGCCCACCGUGCCAACCUGCUGCUUUCUCCGUCCUUCUUCACAAAUGGCUUGGCGGAGGCACAGUAGCAUCUCACUCCAAACCUUGGCGUUAUGGAUUUCACUAAUGGCGGUAUUCAUCGGAACGGCGGAAUGCGCCCGGCGGAGCAUCCACCUCCCCGGCGGCAGCCGCGAUGGCGGGGUGAUGGGGGCGUUCCAGUACGCGGCGACGAGCUGCCGGGCCAACACGGCGUCGCUGAAGGACUUCGGCGGGGUUGGCGACGGCAAGACCUCCAACACGAAGGCCUUCCAGGCGGCGGUGGCGCACCUGGCCCAGUUCGCCGGCGACGGCGGCGGUGGUAUGCUGUACGUGCCGGCGGGGCGGUGGCUGACGGGCCCCUUCAACCUUACCAGCUCCUUCACCCUCUUCCUCCACCGCGACGCCGUCAUCCUCGCCACCCAGGAUAUUAGUGAAUGGCCUGUCAUCGAUCCUCUGCCCUCGUAUGGAAGAGGAAGAGAUCAUGCUGGUGGAAGAUACAGCAGCCUCAUUGGAGGAUCAAACCUCACUGAUGUAAUUAUCACAGGGGACAAUGGAACAAUUGAUGGGCAGGGGGCCUUCUGGUGGCAGCAAUUCCAUGGAGGCAAGCUUAAAUACACACGCGGAUAUCUCAUUGAACUAUUACACUCCGACCAGAUAUUUAUAUCCAAUCUUACACUACUCAACUCUCCUGCAUGGAACGUCCAUCCGGUCUACAGCAGCAACAUUAUAAUUUCGGGCAUCACUAUACUCGCACCACUCCAUUCUCCAAACACAGAUGGGAUAAACCCAGACUCCUGCACCCAUGUUCGAAUUGAGGACUGCUACAUAGUCUCUGGUGAUGACUGCGUUGCCAUCAAGAGCGGCUGGGAUGAGUAUGGCAUUGCUUUCGGAAUGCCGAGCCAGCACAUCAUUAUCCGAAGGCUAACCUGCAUCUCCCCGACCAGUGCCGUCAUCGCUCUAGGGAGCGAGAUGUCAGGUGGAAUUCAAGAUGUGAGGGCUGAGGAUAUCACCGCCAUCGAUUCCGAGUCCGGUGUCCGAAUCAAGACUGCUAUUGGGAGGGGAGCAUAUGUGAAGGAUAUCUUUGUCAGGGGGAUGAAUCUCAACACCAUGAAGUGGGUGUUCUGGAUGACUGGAGCCUACAAGUCCCACCCUGAUAACAAGUAUGAUCCCAAUGCCAUUCCGGUUGUCAAAGGGAUCAGUUACAGUGAUGUUGUUGCCACAGAUGUAACACAAGCAGCAAGGUUGGAGGGGAUUUCAAACGCACCAUUUACAGGCAUUUGCAUUUCUAAUGUCACAGUCCAUUUAGCAGCAAAGGCAAAGAAGCAGUCAUGGACCUGUACUGAUGUUGAGGGUGUGUCUAGUGGAGUGAGUCCUACACCUUGUGCUUCACUACCAGAUCGGGGUGCCGGUGCUGAGCCAUGCCCGUUCCCGACCGACAGACUACCUAUUGAUGAUGUGGUGUUUGAGGAGUGCUCAUACAUGAGCUAAUAAUCUCCGAGGUUGCAUUCGCAUAUGGUUCGUUCAUAUAGUGUUUAUCAAGUCAAUCCUCAUGUACAAUGGUGGCUGGUGGCAGAGCUUUUGUGUGCUUCUAGCUUCUUGAUGCUUAAGGUUUGCUAUAAAAAUGUUAAAGCCUUGAAGGUUAUGGAGUAAUCCAUUCCUCCUUUGUGUGCUAGAUCUAUGUUCUUACAUUUCAAAGUUCUAUAAUAUUUCCACAUAACUUGAUUACA
Elaeis guineensis (African oil palm) is the source of this 1796-nucleotide messenger RNA. Its product is annotated as probable polygalacturonase. Gene Ontology annotation, biological process: carbohydrate metabolic process. The record is from RefSeq and is a predicted model, not a curated record. Gene Ontology annotation, molecular function: polygalacturonase activity. Lineage: Eukaryota; Viridiplantae; Streptophyta; Magnoliopsida; Arecales; Arecaceae.